Molecule: messenger RNA, 1949 nt
Organism: Leucoraja erinaceus (little skate)
Lineage: Eukaryota; Metazoa; Chordata; Chondrichthyes; Rajiformes; Rajidae
Product: forkhead box protein O3-like
Exons: 3
Coding region: 90-1937 (615 amino acids)
Biological process (GO): regulation of transcription by RNA polymerase II
Cellular component (GO): nucleus
Molecular function (GO): DNA-binding transcription factor activity, RNA polymerase II-specific; RNA polymerase II cis-regulatory region sequence-specific DNA binding
Source: RefSeq, a predicted model, not a curated record
AGCGGAGCCGCGACUGGAGCAGCAGCGGCGCAGUUAGAGCGGAGCCGAGCGGCAGCGGCGGAGCAGGGUUUCGCUCCCUGCCCGUCGACAUGGAAGUAGCGGCCGCGUCUCAGGCCGACAUCGACCCGGAUUUCGAGCCCCAAAGCCGGCCGCGAUCAUGCACCUGGCCGCUGCCCCGGCCGGAGCUACCGGAGGGAGAGGGGAACGGGCCGGGCGGCGACUGUUCCCCGGCAGCGGCGGCGGCAGCGGCUCCGGGCGGGGUCCCGGCUGAAGCCCGGGUUGGAGCCGCCUCGCAGGCAGCUCUGGGCGGCGCCGACAACAGCCAACACCGCAAGAAAUCAUCGCGCAGGAACGCGUGGGGGAACCUGUCUUAUGCCGACCUGAUCACCAGAGCCAUCGAGAGCUCCCCGGACAAGAGGCUCACUCUCUCACAGAUAUACGACUGGAUGGUCCGGCACAUACCCUACUUCAAGGAUAAAGGAGACAGUAACAGCUCAGCGGGAUGGAAGAACUCCAUCAGGCACAACCUGUCGCUCCACAGCCGUUUCAUCCGAGUGCAGAACGAGGGGACGGGCAAGAGCUCGUGGUGGAUGUUGAACCCGGACGUGAGCAAGAGCGGCAAGUCACCGCGGAGACGUGCCGCCUCUAUGGACAGCAGCAGCAGCAGCAAGUUCCUGAAGAGCAAGCGGGGGGCGAGCAAGAAGAAGGCCAGCCUGCAGGCAGGGCAGGAGGGCAGCGAAGGCAGUAGCCCCUCGGGCCAGCUGGCCAAGUGGUCUGGCAGCCCCGCCUCGCUGCACGCCAGCGACGAGUUUGAUGUGUGGACUGAGUUCCGGUCCAGGGCCAACUCUGGGGCCAGCACCCUGAGUGGCCGCCUCUCGCCCAUCAUGGCCAACUCGGAGAUGGAUGAGCUGGAGGAUGAUGAGGAGGAGACCCCCUCCUCCCCGCUCCUCUACCCCAGCCCCUCCAGCACCUUGUCCCCCUCUGUGGCCACAACACACAACUGCUCGGCCGAACUGCCCAGGCUGGCCGACAUGGCCGGAACCAUCAACCUGAACGAGGCGUUGACUGAGAACCUGCUGGAGGAGUUACAGGACAAGUACAACAUGAGCCCGGCCCAGCACAUCCCCGCUCCCUGCCUCCGCUCCCGGAGUUCCAGCUUCUCCUUUGGGUCCAAGUGUCCGGCGGUGGCCGGAGGCUACAGCCCGGCCCUCUACAGCCCGGCUGCCAUCACUGUGCUCAGACACUCGCCCAUGCAGACAAUCCAGGAGAACAAACAGGUCACCUUCUCCACCAUCAAUCACUACGGCAACCGCAUGUUGCAGGAUCUCCUGAGCCCAGAGUCACUGAGGCACAAGGAGGUGAUGAUGAGCCAGUCCGACCCGCUGAUGCCUCAAGCCCAGAGACACAUGUUGAUGUGUGGAGGAGAGUCGUCUCUCUCGCCAUUCAACGGCCAGUCGCCGCGGUUGAUCAACGGCGACCCCUUCCACCGGCCGUUGGCGGCGCCCAGCGCUGCCCCCCCUCUCAGUAACGGUGCCUUAGCCAGCAGCAGCGGCAGCCCCACCGGCCUCAUGCACAUGCACGCCGACACUGGCCACCUCUCCAUCACUCCCCACCACCUCCACAGCCAGCUCCACUCGCUCGCCGGCCACGGCCUGCAGAUGGACGGCACGGACUCACGGCUGGUCCACUGCCACGCGGCGCAUCACCACCUGCCCACCGCCGGCCACGACAGGUUCCCCGCCGACCUGGACCUGGACAUGUUCCACGGCAGCCUCGACUGCGACGUGGAGUCCAUCAUCCUCAACGAGUUCAUGGAGAACGAAGAGCUGGACUUCAACUUUGACUGUGCCUUGCCCACCCAGACCGCUGGCAUUAACAUGGUCUCCUCCCUCCCCACCGCCCCACAGACCAGCAACCAGUCCUGGGUGCCUGGCUGACCACCACACCUC